Messenger RNA from Colletotrichum orchidophilum, 396 nucleotides. RefSeq lists its product as uncharacterized. The record is from RefSeq and is a predicted model, not a curated record. Bases 1 to 396 code for a protein of 131 amino acids. The transcript has a single exon. Lineage: Eukaryota; Fungi; Ascomycota; Sordariomycetes; Glomerellales; Glomerellaceae.
AUGGUCUUUCGGAGAGUUGGUCCGGCGUACCACGCCGGCUCGACUACCAACCAGCAUUCGGAUGCGGAAGCCGAAUCGGUGGUGACAUGCGGAGACCGAUCGGCCGAGGACACGGCCGAAGCAGACUACAUACGCCGCCGGGCGCAGUUCCACCUUGCGAGCUGUCGCCCCGGGCUGAGGACUGCGGAGGUCAUCGGCGACAAGUGGGGCCUGUCCUUCGCAACACACCAACUUACUGUGUAUCCAUACCUUGCGCCAUGUUUAGAAUUUUUGGCCCCUGAAAAGCUGCACCUCGCCCAAGAGGUUGGGAGGCAGGAUCCGAAUACCUGGUUGAAGGCUUCCGUCCCGUCCACGUGGAAGCGGCGCGGGCUUGGAAAUCUGCGGCCGCGAAGCUGA